UGCCGGCUUGCUCGCUGAUGCCUUGUAUGUCUUGGCGCUAGAGCUCCCCGCAAUAAGCAUACAGCUCCCGCCUUGCCUCCCCACCAAACAGCAUCAAACUCACCCAAACAAUCUCGACACCGUCUUCAAUCAUGGGGACCGCUUUGAAGACGUGGGAGCUGGAGAACUCCGUCAAGCUUGUAGAUCCCCAGAAGGACGCCCUCUACAAUUAUUCCUCCUCGGAGCAGAAAGCCAUCAACAACGCGCAUCCAUGGCGAACCGACCCCAACUACUUCACGUCUGUCCGCAUUUCGGCCAUCGCCCUCCUCAAGAUGGUCAUGCACGCGCGAUCCGGCGGCUCAAUCGAAGUCAUGGGCCUGAUGCUAGGCAAGAUUGAAGCACACACAUUCGUCGUGACCGACGCAUUCCGGUUACCAGUCGAGGGUACAGAGACACGAGUCAAUGCACAAGACGAGGCAAACGAGUACAUGGUAGAGUUUCUACAGCGCGCACGAGAACAGGGACAGAUGGAGAACGCCGUCGGCUGGUACCACUCACAUCCUGGCUACGGCUGCUGGCUCUCGGGCAUCGACGUCAACACACAGAAGACUCAACAACAGUUCCAAGACCCCUUCUGCGCCAUCGUCAUCGAUCCCGACCGAACUGUCUCUGCGGGCAAAGUCGAGAUCGGUGCCUUCCGUACCUAUUCAACAGAGUACGUCGAGAAUCAGGCCAAGGCAGGUGGCGGCUCCAAAAACACAAGUGGCGCUGAGAGCGACGGCUUCGAAACCAUUCCGCUCGGCAAGAUUGAGGACUUUGGCGCACACGCCAACCACUACUACCCCCUCGAAGUCUCGCACUACAAGUCUUCACUCGAUGCUAAGCUACUAGAAGCGCUGUGGAACAAGUACUGGGUACAAACGCUGUCAUCCUCUCCUCUCAUCUCCAACCGCGAUUACGGCACCAAACAGAUUUCAGACCUCGCCCGUAAAAUGCAGCAAGAGAACAACAGCAGCAAGCGCUUCAAAGGCGGAGCAGGUUACGCGACGAACAGCGAGAGUAAGAACCAGUUGACCAAGCUGGGUGCGGCUGGGAGCAAGAUUGCGCGUGAAGAAGAUAUGGGCCUGCUGGCUGCAAACGUCAAAGAUAAGGUCUUCAACCUUGCGAACGGACAGGAGGUCAAGAGUCAGGAGGUCGAGAUGGAGACUUCCUAGGUGUACGAUGAAGUAUCGUGGAUAGCAUGGUAUGGCGUUCAGGGUGUGUAGGGCGUACAUCGGAUAGAUCAUGGGAUGGGAUACCACACGAAAUGAAUCGAACAAAAUUGAUCUGUAUGUU
Molecule: messenger RNA, 1314 nt
Organism: Alternaria alternata
Lineage: Eukaryota; Fungi; Ascomycota; Dothideomycetes; Pleosporales; Pleosporaceae
Product: Mov34-domain-containing protein
Exons: 2
Coding region: 132-1193 (353 amino acids)
Biological process (GO): protein deneddylation
Cellular component (GO): cytoplasm; COP9 signalosome
Molecular function (GO): deNEDDylase activity; metallopeptidase activity; protein binding
Source: RefSeq, a predicted model, not a curated record